This is a messenger RNA of Paramuricea clavata, 2403 nucleotides long. The record is from the annotation of a GenBank genome assembly. Lineage: Eukaryota; Metazoa; Cnidaria; Anthozoa; Malacalcyonacea; Plexauridae.
AGAUUUAAAAAAAUGGAUAGGCGAGAAACGUAAUUUAGCCUCACUGGAACAGCAGAAGGUGUAUUCUCAACCACAGAAUCAGUUGCAACGAAUGUUGCAAUCAGAGGACGCAUGCUUGAAUAUGGAACAGGCACGCGUUGAACACGAGAAACGUAAACACGAAGCGCAGAAACGAUUCUUGAAUCAAAUGGACUUCUAUCAUCCACUCAGGACUCAGGAUAAUCUCAAGACGAGAAAAGGUAAGCGAUAUGUUGUGUGGAAAUUUUGUUUGUGUCGAUAUUGUGUGUUUAUUUUGUCCUAGGGCUGGUUGUAUAUGAAACUCUUAAGUACUUGUUAAUCAUUAAUUUGUAGUUAAAUAGUAGUUAACUUCGAAAUACGCGAUUUUUUGACAAUUUUCGCACGAACUGCAGUUCAUUUUCACUACUUUUUUCAACAAUCAGCCCCCUCGGGGCUUAAAUGCGCAAAGAUAUUCAAAAACCGGGUGAUUUGGUAGCCCGUGAGAGAACUGUGUUUAGUUCUCAAAAUCAAAUCCACUCAUGAAUAUGUUUCAUUUUGUUUUCAAAUUGUCGUGGGCUGUCGCUGAACCACACAUGCGCAGUGGACAAUACCGAAUACCCAAUUUAAAUUAUUUAAACCUAGUAGCCAAUUUUUUUUUUGUAAUUUAUGGACAUUGAUAAAGAUUGCUUCUUUAUGCUUUUCAAUCACUUUUUGUCAACACAUUUUGAGAGGUUACAGUAUACAAACAGCCUAUUUCUAUUCUUUCCUAUUUUACUUCAUUUCAGCCGUUUUCGGAAACUCAGCCCGCAAACAGGCAAAACACCCUUCGGAGCACGACCAGAAGAGCGCAAACACGGCCAAAUCAUUUAAAAUUCUCCAGAGAACCGAAACGGAUGGUCGGCCAGACCCAGCUCGCAGGUACAGCCCCGUGAACGCGCGCCGUUCGUCGCCAUCUUCGAUGACGCCAUCUGGAAAUCAAGAAUCGUAUCCGAACACCACGCGAAGUUUGUCGCCCUCGAGUAAUUCCGCGUUCACGCGAGUUUCUCGCGUGAACAACACGCGUCGCGCGAGACCGAAAAAUAAACAGCAAGCGAAGAGUCCAACCACUUCCAUCGAUAUGACAUUUACUGCUCCUGCUUGGACGAAUUUUAAAUUCGAUAAAGGAAAGAUUUUAGAAGCUUUUAGAGCGUGAAAUGUUCUUAUUUUUGGACGCAUUUUCGAGCGUGAGAUUGGAUUUUUAGAGGCAGAAAAGGAUUUUUAAAGUAGAUUUGUAAUAUAUGAUUUUAGAGUUUGGGUUCAAUCUGUAAAUAAUGUUAGAGUUUUAUUUUACUUCUCGUUUAUAAACAUUUUGAAUAGGGUUAGUUAUGCAGAUAAUUUUAUAAUUUGCGAGCUAAUUAACUAAGGAACUAACUGUAGCAAAUCAACCGACUAAUUACUUUUUAAACCCGGUGACAUUGUGGGCUCAGUCAAUAAUUUUCCCGCGCUUUUCGACUCUCUGAUUUCGACUUAUUUAUGACGAAAUAAGACUCAAAUUGUAUGUUUAGAUCGUUGUCAAUUAUGCUUGGGUCACCCAAUAUUUUUCUUUGGGUCUUUAACCUUUUCUUAAUUCUGAAAUUCUACCAAUAAAUCAAAAACUUUGCAGACUAUAUCUUGAAAUAUUAAUUUGGCAGUUUUCUUCAGAUAAUUUCUGAAGUUUAGCAGAAGGCAACACAUAAGACACAAGAACCACUUCAGGGCUGAUUAAUAAGCUGAUUUUAAAAUGGUCUUUACUUUUGUACUUGCUGAAACCAUGGACGUGACCUAAUGUUUUCAAUGGGUUGAUGGCGUGGUUGGAUGUUAAAACCUAGUUGCAAACCAAUUCUCAAAAACGGCAUGUUUAGCAAUUUAAUACAGCAAAACAUUUUAGUCAAAGAGCAAAUAAAUAUAACUACGCCAUUCUACGAUAAAAGCUCUAAGUAUUCCCAGUCAAUUUUAGCCAAUAUUUCAAGCACUAAACAGUGAAAAAUGCAUCGCAAAUUUCGUAGCUACAAAUGUAAAAUAAUACAGAAUAAAGACGAAAAACAUUUACCUUGAAUACUUUGUCGUGGCUUAGGCAUGUUUUUAAAACAAUUAGACCAGUUUAUGCUUCAAAAUUACUCUUUUAAAGCGGAAAAUAUUGCGAAACAACAAAAAUGCUGAGAACUUUGACAAUACGCGUGACGUCACAUAUUGCAACUAGGUUUAGGCUGUGACGUCAGGAAGUUACCUAUCCAGUUAUUUUACAAUUCAUGCUGGCAGUAACAAUUGUUUUUGAAGUAGAAAUAAGAGCCAGUUAAGAGUCCAUCCCAGUUACCGUAAGCUAAUAGCGUUACUUCUCCCAGGCGAAGGAAGUAUUCAUGUGACGUCACAAGGCUUGAUACCCGCGAG